Messenger RNA from Selaginella moellendorffii, 1776 nucleotides. RefSeq names its product probable indole-3-acetic acid-amido synthetase GH3.9. Gene Ontology annotation, molecular function: acid-amino acid ligase activity. Gene Ontology annotation, cellular component: cytoplasm. NCBI's taxonomy places the organism in Eukaryota, Viridiplantae, Streptophyta, Lycopodiopsida, Selaginellales, Selaginellaceae. The record is from RefSeq and is a predicted model, not a curated record. The transcript is spliced from 3 exons. The coding region runs from base 1 to 1776 and encodes 591 amino acids.
AUGGAUCCCCCGCGACUGGGAAGCGCGCACCGCAUUCUCUCCGCCUUAGACACGGACGAGCAAGUUCUCCGUUUCGUGGAGGCCAUCACGAGCGACGUCGCGAGCAUCCAGUCGGAGCUCCUCCAGCAAAUCCUGGCGGACAAUGCCGACGUUGCCUACUUCCACAGGCACGGCCUCUUUGGAGUUCCCAGCGCCGAGGACUUCCACUCGCGGCUGCCGCUCAUCUCGUACCAGGACAUCGAGCUCGACGUCGCGAGGAUAGCCAGCGGCGACGAGGAUGGCCAUGCCAAGAUCCUCUCCGGUACCUCUGGAGGACGCCAAAAGCUGUUUCCAAAGCUCAGUGACUACGACCCCGAGUUCCUCGUCCUCAACAGAGUUGCCCGUGCUGCCUUGAACAGGCAAGGUCCCUUCAACACUGGCAAGUCCCUCCACUUCAUCUACGUGAGGAAUCCCGAAGUGACCCCCGGCGGCGUGAAGCUCUCCUCCGGCCUCAGUGGCUACUUCACCAGCCCGGCUUUUCGUAACCGAAAGAUUGAUCCGGCGACGAGCUACACCUCCCCCGACCAAGUUCUCCAGUGCGUUGACUACAUCCAGGCUAAUUACUGCCAUCUUCUCUGCGGCCUCGUUCAAAGGGACCAAGUUGUAUCGGUCGGCUCGGUCUUCGCAUCAACGUUCGUAAGGAGCUUGAAGUCUCUGAAGUGCCAGUGGAGAGAUAUCUGCCAGGACAUCGCCGAGGGAGCGGUGAAUAGCAGGAUUGUCACAAGCCUUCCAGUCAGAAACGCUGUCAAUGCCAUCCUCCGGCCGGAUAUCGAGCUUGCUGAUGCCAUACGAAAGGAAUGCUGUGGUGGGAACUGGAGAGGUAUAGUGAGACGCCUGUGGCCCGAGGCUAGACUUGUCCAGACGAUAAUAACCGGCACCAUGCAGCAAUACGUUUCCAUAAUCGACAUGCUGACCGACGGUCUUCCGAUUGCUUCGUCCCUGUAUGCGUCUUCGGAGUGCAGCAGCCUGGGUGUUAACCUGGAUCCAGUAUGUCCACCAUCUGAAGUUCUGUACACGCUGUUCCCGUGCUUUGCAUACUUUGAGUUCCUUCCCUUGGAAAACCGACUAUCGGCCCCUGACGAAGACCAAGGGCAGGAAGAACGGAGCUUCGUUUCCUGCGACAACCUGGUAAAACUAGCAGAUGUCAAAGUCGGAGACGAGUACGAGCUGGUACUUACCACCAAGGCCGGUUUAUAUCGGUACAGGGUCGGCGAUAUUCUCAAGGUCGUCAAGUUCCACAAUGAUGCUCCUCAAUUCGCUUUUGUCCGGAGGGCCGGUGUGCUUCUGAGCGUUGACAUGGACAAGACUGACGAGCUUGAGCUACAUAAGGCAGUGACGCAAGCCUGGAAUCGUCACCAGGAGCACAGCGAAAUUCGCCUGGUGGACUACACUAGUCGAGUUGACUUGUCGUCCCAGCCAGGUCACUAUAUCAUCUACUGGGAGGCCUUCCCAGAUCCUCAGAUUCUCGAGCUUGACGUGUGCUGCUUCGAGCUUGAAGAAUCGCUUAGCGUGGUGUAUCGCCGAAACCGAAGGGAAGGAAGCGUAGGACCAUUAGAGAUCAAGCUUGUCCGGCAGGGAACUUUCGACAAAAUAAUGGACCAUGUGGUACAGAAUGGCGGGGCGAGCUACGGACAGUAUAAGACGCCAAGAUGUGCCAAAGACCCCAAGGUUGUGAGCAUUCUGGAAAGCAGUGUCAUUGCAAAGGGACAAGCGAGGUACAUGCAAACCAGUACCUAG